UGAAGGCGUUGUAGAACAGUGUAGAACCAGCAGAAGAAAUCUCAUCUUUUCCGAAUAAUUGUAAUGACGGCCGCUAAUUGAUUACUUGUAAUUCAACGCCGAUUUACAAUUGUUCAUCAUAUACGUUAGUGAUAGUAUUUUGGAGACAGUAUUUCGGUAGAAAGUGUAAAGAAAAGGCAUAAAACUGGUGUUCGAUAAGUCACUUGGCAAUAUGCCUGCCGUCAGGGGUGAUGGAAUGCGAGGGCUCGCAGUCUUCAUAUCAGACAUAAGAAAUUGUAAAAGCAAAGAAGCGGAAAUUAAGAGGAUCAAUAAAGAACUGGCCAAUAUAAGAAGUAAGUUCAAAGGUGACAAAACUCUGGAUGGCUACCAAAAAAAGAAAUAUGUAUGUAAACUUUUAUUUAUCUUUUUGCUGGGUCAUGAUAUCGACUUUGGUCAUAUGGAAGCAGUCAACUUACUUUCAUCCAACAAGUAUUCUGAAAAACAGAUUGGCUAUUUGUUCAUAUCAGUACUGGUCAACACCAACAGUGAUCUAAUUAAGCUUAUUAUCCAGAGCAUUAAAAAUGACCUGCAGUCACGUAAUCCUAUCCAUGUCAACUUGGCUCUGCAAUGCAUUGCCAACAUUGGCAGCAAAGAUAUGGCAGAAGCAUUUGGCACAGAAAUCCCUAAACUUCUUGUCUCAGGAGAUACUAUGGAUGUGGUUAAGCAAUCUGCUGCUCUAUGCUUGCUAAGAUUGUUCAGGAAGUCACCUGAAAUUAUACCUGGAGGUGAGUGGACUUCCAGAAUCAUACACCUUCUGAAUGACCCACACAUGGGUGUGGUGACAGCAGCUACAUCUCUUAUUGAUGCCCUAGUGAAAAAGAAUCCAGAAGAGUAUAAAGGUUGCGUAACACUAGCUGUUGCUAGACUGAGUAGGAUUGUUACUGCCAGUUAUACUGACCUUCAAGACUAUACAUAUUACUUUGUACCAGCACCAUGGCUUUCAGUCAAACUUCUACGUUUGCUGCAGAAUUACACACCUCCAUCUGAAGAGCCUGGUGUCAGAGGUCGUCUAUCUGAGUGUCUCGAAACCAUUUUUAAUAAGGCUCAAGAACCUCCUAAAUCAAAGAAGGUACAGCAUUCAAAUGCCAAGAAUGCUGUGUUGUUUGAGGCAAUAAGUCUUAUCAUACACAAUGACAGUGAACCUAAUUUGCUUGUUCGGGCAUGUAACCAGCUUGGCCAAUUCCUUAGCAAUCGUGAGACCAAUUUGAGAUAUUUGGCCCUUGAAUCUAUGUGUCAUCUCGCUACAUCUGAGUUUUCUCAUGAGGCUGUCAAAAAGCAUCAAGAAGUUGUCAUCCUAUCAAUGAAAAUGGAAAAAGAUGUAUCUGUCCGACAGCAGGCUGUCGAUUUACUAUAUGCUAUGUGCGACAAAACAAAUGCUGAAGAAAUUGUCCAAGAGAUGUUAGCUUAUUUAGAAACUGCUGACUAUUCUAUAAGAGAAGAAAUGGUUCUGAAAGUAGCCAUUUUGGCUGAGAAAUAUGCCACAGAUUUCACUUGGUAUGUUGAUGUGAUACUAAAUCUUAUAAGGAUUGCUGGAGAUUAUGUGUCAGAAGAAGUUUGGUAUCGAGUUAUACAGAUUGUAAUUAACAGGGAAGAAGUCCAGGGCUAUGCUGCAAAAACAGUAUUUGAAGCUCUACAGGCACCAACUUGCCAUGAGAACAUGGUAAAAGUGGGUGGAUACAUUCUUGGAGAGUUUGGUAAUCUGAUAGCUGGGGAUACAAGAUCAUCACCUCAAGUGCAAUUUGAGUUGCUGCAUUCAAAGUACCAUUUGUGUUCUGCUGCAACGAGGGCACUUCUAUUAUCUACAUACAUUAAACUUGUUAACCUUUUCCCAGAAAUCAAAAAUCGGGUUCAAGAAGUAUUUCGUGCUGACUCCAACUUGCGCUCCUCUGAUGUUGAAUUACAGCAAAGAGCAUCUGAAUAUCUUCAGCUCAGUAUUGUGGCCAGUGCUGAUGUUUUAGCUACAGUGCUGGAAGAAAUGCCUGCUUUCCCUGAAAGAGAAUCUUCCAUUCUUGCUGUUUUGAAGAAAAAGAAACCUGGGCGCAUUCCAGAUGAUGUAAGAGAAUCAAAGAGUCCACAACCAACUGCAGCACCUACUGCUGUGAUUAACUCUACUAAUAAUACAAACAGCUCAAGUGCAGAUUUGCUAGGACUCUCCACUCCCCCAGGCACUACAGCUCCAGCUACUGGGAAUGGAUUGCUUGAUGUACUUGGAGAUCUUUACACAGCCCCUAAAAUCAGUCCUAGCACAGUGCAGCAAAACAACAUAAAGAAAUUCUUAUUCAAAAAUAAUGGAGUGCUAUUUGAAAAUGAUUUAAUUCAGAUUGGAGUCAAAAGUGAAUACAGACAGAAUUUGGGAAGGAUUGGUUUGUUCUAUGGCAAUAAGACUCAGUUCCCUAUUCAGAAUGUUCGCCCUGAAUUGCACUGGACAGACUUGCACAAACUGAAUGUGCAGAUGAAACCUAUGGAACCAGUACUAGAAGCAGGUGCUCAGAUCCAACAAAUGCUUACUGCUGAGUGCAUUGAAGAUUUUGUUGAUGCUCCAAGUAUGUCAGUUUCAUUUGUGUACAAUAAUGUGCCCCAGAAAAUUACUAUGAAACUUCCGCUCACACUGAACAAAUUCUUUGAACCUACUGAAAUGAAUGGUGAGUCAUUCUUUGCCAGAUGGAAAAACCUAGGAGGAGAACAACAGCGAGCACAAAAGAUAUUUAAAGCUCAAGGAUCCAUUGACAUACCUGCUACAAGAACCAAAUUGGCUGGAUUUGGUAUGCAGUUGUUAGAUGGUAUUGACCCUAAUCCUGAUAACUUUGUGUGUGCUGGUAUUGUCCACACCAGAGUACAGCAAGUGGGAUGUCUAAUGAGAUUGGAACCAAAUAAACAAGCUCAAAUGUUUAGACUGACUGUAAGAUCUAGCAAGGAAACAGUCUCACAUGAAAUAUGCAAUCUGUUAGCAGAUCAAUUUUAAGUUUAGUUAAAGAAAACAAGAAAUGAACAACAUUGUUAGACAAUGAAGUUGGUGUUAUAGUCGCCUAGAAGUUCACAGUCACUUUACUGGUAGAGUUGAUAAAAAUAAAUGCGUACAAUUUGGAAAAUAUACUAUGCAGAACA
Molecule: messenger RNA, 3144 nt
Organism: Helicoverpa armigera (cotton bollworm)
Lineage: Eukaryota; Metazoa; Arthropoda; Insecta; Lepidoptera; Noctuidae
Gene: AP-2alpha
Product: Adaptor Protein complex 2, alpha subunit
Exons: 1
Coding region: 212-3001 (929 amino acids)
Biological process (GO): intracellular protein transport; clathrin-dependent endocytosis
Cellular component (GO): membrane coat; AP-2 adaptor complex
Molecular function (GO): clathrin-cargo adaptor activity
Source: RefSeq, a predicted model, not a curated record